Messenger RNA from Ornithodoros turicata, 1308 nucleotides. RefSeq lists its product as uncharacterized. The transcript has a single exon. NCBI's taxonomy places the organism in Eukaryota, Metazoa, Arthropoda, Arachnida, Ixodida, Argasidae. The record is from RefSeq and is a predicted model, not a curated record. Gene Ontology annotation, biological process: proteolysis. Gene Ontology annotation, molecular function: aspartic-type endopeptidase activity. The coding region runs from base 1 to 1308 and encodes 435 amino acids.
AUGGCAUCACCCUCAGGCAAUCAUUCCUCCAGCGCAGAUGACCCGCCUAUUUCGACGACCACUACGCUGCGGUUGCCCCCUUUUUGGCGCCAGAACCCGUGGUCUUGGUUCAGACAGGUCGAGGCCCAAUUUCAGCUUCGACAUAUCCAGUCCCAGCAGUCAAAGUAUUUUCACGCUAUGGCUGGUCUUCCUCUGGAAGUUGCGGCAGAACUGGACGACGUCAUGGCCGCAGUUCAGCUCGAUCAUGCAUACGACGUUCUGAAGACCGCCAUCUUGAAUAGAAUGGAAGUUUCCGCUCGCGCAAAACUCCAGCAGCUACUCUCUGACGAAGACUUGGGCGACCGAAAGCCAUCGCAGAUGCUCCAUCGCAUGAAACAACUCCUCGGCGAUUCCGCUACCGAAGCACAGCAACCCAUCUUGAGAGAGCUGUUCUUCCAAAGACUUCCGCAAGCGAUGCGUGUGGUUUUGGCAGGGUCGGACGAUUUAUCCCUUGACCGACUGGCAACGUUGGCUGACCGGAUUGCGGAUUACUCAGAGCCCCCUAAGCCGUCCAUCAUGGCCGCAGCCACAUCGGAGCACUCCCCGCGCUUGGACCGCAUUGAGCUCCAGCUCCAACAGCUCACUGAUGCCUUGCAAUCUCUCGCGGCUGCUGGUGCUCGACGCCGUAGCCGUUCCGCUCCUCGAUCCCGCCGCCGCUCAUCACCGACUCCUCCGCAUGAACCCCAGGCCGCUAACCGGCUUUGCUGGUACCAUCAUCGUUUUCGGCACAGAGCUCAACGUUGCGUCCCAACGUUGCGUCCCACCCUGCGCUUGGCAGGAAAACCAACGGGCCGAUCACUGAUGGCGGCAGGCGAUCCCGGCCGUACUUCCAGCCGCCUCUUCACUAUACGCGACCGCAUCGCGGGCUAUCGCUUUCUGGUCGACACUGGCGCUGAGUUCAGCGUAAUUCCAGCGUCUGCUGCUGAUCGUCGCCGUUCCCACUCCGGCUCAAACCUUCAAGCCGCAAACGGCACAGCGAUCAAGACAUAUGGGCUACGCUCUUUAACGCUCGACCUUGGACUGAGGCGAACUUUCCGCUGGGUGUUCGUUAUUGCCGACGUCACGCAACCCAUACUAGGCGCAGAUUUCUUGGCAUUCUUCAACCUUGCCGUUAAUGUCCGCCAUCGCCGCUUAUGUGACAGCACCACUACGCUUCAGGUGACAGGUGCCUCGUCUCCGCAAGCUCCGACCGGUAUCCGCGCGCUUCGUCCUCCUUUCGCCAUACGGCGCGCUCCUGGACGAGUUCCCGGACAUUACGAAGCCCUGUAA